This is a messenger RNA of Lethenteron reissneri (Far Eastern brook lamprey), 1168 nucleotides long. It is a transcript of the gene ATP6V0E1, whose product is annotated as ATPase H+ transporting V0 subunit e1. The record is from RefSeq and is a predicted model, not a curated record. Gene Ontology annotation, cellular component: proton-transporting V-type ATPase, V0 domain. Gene Ontology annotation, molecular function: proton-transporting ATPase activity, rotational mechanism. Lineage: Eukaryota; Metazoa; Chordata; Hyperoartia; Petromyzontiformes; Petromyzontidae. Gene Ontology annotation, biological process: proton transmembrane transport.
CGCGCUGGGAAAUGUAGAGCACGUGCGUGCAUCACGUGACACGGGGCGAUCUUCUGUGGCGGUGUCGCUUCUCGCCGCCGUCUCGCCAGGAUGGGCUACCACGGCCUCACCAUCCCCAUCAUCGUCAUGACGGUCUUCUGGGGCAUCAUCGGCUUCGUCGUGCCCUGGUUCAUCCCCAAGGGGCCCAACAGAGGAGUUAUCAACACCAUGCUGGUGACAUGUGCCGUUUGCUGCUACCUCUUCUGGCUCAUCGCUAUCCUGGCUCAGUUGAACCCGCUGUUUGGGCCGCAGCUCUCCAAUGAAACCAUCUGGUACCUCAAGUACCAGUGGCCCUGAGGAGCGAUGGCACCGGAAUCCGGUGACACCACCUACUGAAGACGGGUUCCACCAACUCCCUGGUUUCCCGGAUCCGGUGAAAAAUGUGAAUUGAAUCUUUGGUGUAAUUUGAGAUUUUGUCCUCCCAUUCUCUCCUGCUGCCCAACCCCCCACCCCCCCCCCCCCCCGUGUGACUGGUGUACAUUUUAAUGCUGCCCCUGCCCCCCUACUGUGCACCCACAAUUGUGGACGCCCUCGCUCACUUCCUAUCACCGUGGCGCAGAGUAACGAAGCGGACGCCGCCACCGCCUCCACGCGUCCGUCCCUCCGCGUAAAUGACGCGUUCUUUACACGUCCCUUCGACCACCACCACGCGGCCUCGUGGGCAUGCAGCCUUCUUAAAAUAGCCGUGCAUCGAACGAGCACCGCUAAGAGAGGGCCCUUGCCUGUAAACAUCAAGCAAGCCAGACUCCCCUGCUGAUGAGACACUGAAUAUCAAAACCCCUCUAGCUUUGUUCCUAUUGAACCAAUGCUAUCAAAAAUACGCACUCUCAGCAGGCUAUUUGGCUGAUGGAUGUGUAAAUGUUGGCAGUGUUUAUGUAGAAAGACAAGAGGUGGAGAAGCAGUCUACCCAAUUGCGUUCUCCAUGAUGCCACUGGUGGGUCUGGUAUGGGGCGGCCUGCGUCCACUCGGUCUCACCGCGUCGCGUUUCGGCACCAUUCCCAAUGACGGUUAGAUUUUUUAAAUGAUUUUUUCUGUGGCAAUGCUUUUCCCAUCUCGCUCGUCUCAUCCCGUGCGGUCUGAUUCAAACCAUCGGCUUGAGAGCAACAUUACCAUAAACCUUAAAACACUC